This is a messenger RNA of Lolium rigidum, 1346 nucleotides long. RefSeq names its product LEAF RUST 10 DISEASE-RESISTANCE LOCUS RECEPTOR-LIKE PROTEIN KINASE-like 2.4. NCBI's taxonomy places the organism in Eukaryota, Viridiplantae, Streptophyta, Magnoliopsida, Poales, Poaceae. Gene Ontology annotation, biological process: protein phosphorylation. Gene Ontology annotation, molecular function: ATP binding; protein kinase activity. The coding region runs from base 91 to 1098 and encodes 335 amino acids. The transcript has 2 exons. The record is from RefSeq and is a predicted model, not a curated record.
UAUUUUCUGAUAUGGCAUAGAAAGGGCAAAGGACUACGGUUUCUCCUAUGCAAGGAGACUAGCAGCACCACUGAAAAGAAUUAUGACGCCAUGAUAGUAUCCUAUGGAUCCCUGGCUCCAAAAAGAUACAUGUACUCGGAGGUAAUGAAGAUAACGUCAUUUCGCAGUGAUCAGCUUGGAAAAGGUGGUUAUGGUGUGGUUUUCAAAGGAAGAAUACAUGAUGGUCGUUUGGUUGCUGUGAAAAUCUUGCAUGACUGCAAAGGAAAUGGGGAUGAAUUUGUGAAUGAGGUUAUGAGCAUUGGCAGGACCUCUCAUAUUAAUGUUGUUAGCCUACAUGGGUUUUGUUUGGAGGGAUCAAAACGAGCGCUUAUAUAUGAGUACAUGCCCAACGGUUCCUUGGAUAGGUACAUUUACUCACAGAACCCCAAAGAAAUUAUAGGAUGGGAGAGGCUCUAUGCGAUAGCAAUUGGGAUUGCCCGUGGCCUAGAAUACUUGCACCAUAGCUGCAAUACACGAAUUGUUCAUUUCGAUAUCAAGCCUCAAAACAUCCUUCUAGACAGGGAUUUUAGUCCAAAGAUUGCUGAUUUCGGUCUAGCUAAAUUGUGUCAUACAAAGGAGAGCAAACUUUCAAUGACUGGUGCUAGAGGAACAAUCGGAUUCAUCGCUCCGGAAGUUCACUCUCGAACAUUUGGAGUAGUUUCAACAAAAUCAGAUGUUUACAGUUAUGGAAUGAUGUUGUUGGAGAUGGUUGGAGGCAGGAGAAACGUAAAAUCAAUUGUAGCAAAAUCCAGCGAAAAAUAUUUUCCAGAUUGGAUUUUCGACCACCUUGCACAAGGUGAUGGAUUACAAGCAUGUGAAGUCACAAGCGAAAUUGAGGCGAUCGCGAGAAAAAUGAUAUUAAUUGGCUUGUGGUGCAUACAAGUAAUACCUUUGUAUCGCCCCACCAUAACAAAAGUACUAGAAAUGUUUGAGAGAAGCUUACAAGAUCUUGACAUGCCGCCGAAGCAGAACUUCUGUGAUCUACUUGAAAGUUUCCCUCACAAUAUAGAUGUACGAAGUGCAAGUUCUACCGGACUUGAGAGGAGACAAGUCUUGUGAAUUCAAAAAUCUUACAAUGAUUUCCAACUCUUUGAGAAGGUGGCCUUCAAUGGAGUGCAUUCAGAAAUUAAACAAGACUGACGAAUUUCGGCAUUGUAUCAUAGAACAUAUUCCAUGUAUCCAGGGCCUAGAGUCGAGAGGAUCCGCACCCCAGUGUCCAUCAGUUACGGACCAGAAAAAGAAUCAUUCGGAUGUGCACUAAGUUUUGUUUUCCAUGUUACAACUGCUAAAAGGUAUGGGAUGUAAUG